Phytophthora infestans T30-4 is the source of this 1056-nucleotide messenger RNA. RefSeq names its product purine nucleoside phosphorylase 1. The transcript has a single exon. Gene Ontology annotation, cellular component: cytoplasm. Bases 1 to 1056 code for a protein of 351 amino acids. NCBI's taxonomy places the organism in Eukaryota, Oomycota, Peronosporomycetes, Peronosporales, Peronosporaceae. Gene Ontology annotation, biological process: nucleoside metabolic process. Gene Ontology annotation, molecular function: purine-nucleoside phosphorylase activity. The record is from RefSeq and is a predicted model, not a curated record.
AUGAACGAUCUCGUGACAGUCCAACCUCUGUCGUUGCCCACGCAUGUGACUCGCCAGCACCACAGCCACAGCGUAGAUGGCAUGAGCCCGCGUGCGCACAACACUGUUAGCUCCGCCGCUACGCUUGCUGCAGCCGCCGAGGAGAAUAUCCCCACGCACCACGUGCGUCGCCUGUCGACUGGCCAAAAAACUGACGAGGCCCUCCCCAAGGAGCGCAUCGACAUCAUAAACGAUUUCCUCCAGGAGCACGUCGCUAGCCGACCGCUUGUUGGUGUUGUGUGUGGAUCUGGUCUUGGUGGACUUAGCAAAUGCCUCUCAAAUCAGGAGACCAUCAAGUACGAGGACAUUCCACUAUUUCCUCGCUCGACUGUGGAGGGCCACGCCGGCGAACUGAUCUUUGGUGAUCUGGAGGGCUUCCGUGUCGUAUGCAUGCGCGGCCGUUUCCAUUGCUAUGAGGGUUACGCCAUGCGCGAGACGGCACUGCCCAUUCGCGUCAUGUACCUGUUAGGUAUCAAGUAUUUGGUGGUGACCAACGCUGCGGGUGGUCUAAACCCUGACUUCAACGUGGGCGAUCUCAUGAUCCUGAACGAUCACUUGAACAUGCCGGGGUUGUCGGGCCAACACCCUCUGAUCGGCCCUAAUGACCCUCGCUUCGGCUCAAGAUUCACACCACUGUCGAACUGCUACGACAAGAAACUGCAAGGUAUAGCAUUCAACGUGGCCCAGAAGCUUGGCCUUGCUCAUAAGAUUCGAAAAGGAGUAUACUGCUUCGUGUCUGGGCCGACGUACGAGACGCCGACGGAGUGCCGCUUUCUCCGACUGGUGGGAGGUGAUGCCGUUGGCAUGAGUACGGUUCCCGAGGUGAUCGUUGCGGCACACUGCGGACUCAAAGUAAUCGGUCUAUCGCUUAUCACAAACAAGGCGCUUUUCCCAGGUGAGGAACGAGAGGCAGCCUCGCACGACGAAGUCCUGGAGACCGUCCAGGCCACGCAGAACGACAUUGAGACGUUCGUGCGAGACCUUAUCGCAGCGAUAGGCAAACAACAUCAUUCGUAG